CGCCAGCGAAUGGCCCAGCCACCCACUCCGCCCAAGGAGGAACCCGAACCGGACUUCUUCAGUGUGAGUUGGUACUCAGGCAAUGGGCGCGGAUUACGCAGAUUGCGCCGCUUGCACGGCCCAUAGUCGUAGCCCAAUUGUAGGGAUAUUCACGCUCGCUGAUGGUGGGAUAGUGGGCUAUGUUGGGGCUAAAUGGCGACAUCCCCACCUGUACACGUAUCUAGGUGACUUCGGCGUGUUUACCCUAUACCCUAUCAACUGCACAAGUUUGUAUGUGGGCCAUAAUCACGUCAUAAAGAUUAGCAGCCAUAGAAAACGACAGGAGCUGACGCCCACCAUCAAGCCGCAGAUGAAGUUCUACCUGGAGGAUCCAUCCACGAGUGCGGCGACCAGCCAACAAAGUGACUUUUCAAGACUGCAGGCCCAGGACUUGGUGCCAAUUAGCGUAAAUGCCGAUCUCGAGGACUGGGUGGAUGAUAAUGCCGGCGGCUGGGAGGAGCUGGACACCUCCCAGACCAAGCACAUUCUGCGUGAGAAGCGUCGUGAGUUGCGCCAUCAGCGACAGCCGCCCGUCCGCCCGGCCCCGCCCACUGUGGGCGCUCAGCGACUGACCGCCGGACAGCGAGCGGCGUAGUUGUAGCUGCACCAGCCCCUAGCCAACCUCACCAACCUCACCAGCCUCACCCACUCUGACCAUUCCACAACCGACCACCUGCAUUCUGUUUCCCCUUUCUUUUGUUCGAUUUAGUUGAUUGGCUACACGAAAUAAAUCUUGCCUUUCACUCGCACUUCCCUCCUCGCGGAUCAGUUGGGCCACACUUCCUGAUGGCUCUGCGGUUUGGACGCGCUCCAUUGGACCCGCUUCCAUCUGCAGUGAAGUGAAGUGGCGUGCAGUCGAGUCAGGCCGAGUGUCGAGUCCAUAAAAGCGACGGCAGGCGACGGAAGUCGCAGAUUUCUAUGCGAUGCUGUUGCCGGAGCUGCUGCUACUCGGCUUGGCCGUCUCCCUGGCGGACAGCUACGACCGAAGCGUCAACUACUGGGAGGCCUUUGCGCCCGGCAAGCUGCUCCAGCGCCUGGACGCUCUCACCGUCACGGAUGUGGACCAAUCGAAGGUGGUCAAACUGCCGCAGUUGAUGCAGCCCAUCCUGCCAGCCAACGAAGCGCAGGCCAAGGUGGAUGAGGACGUGGACGUGGAUGUUGAGACGGAUGCAGAGGCGGCGGCCGUUGACGAUGUGGACAGCCUUAGUGCGGAGACCAGCCACGAGGGCUACUCCGGCGAGGACAACUACGAGCGCAACUACGAGCAGUUCGUCAAGGAGUACUUCGAUCGGGCUGCCGACGACGAUGACCACGACGAAGGCGAAGGCCUGGUGGAGGAGGAGGAGGAGGAGACCCAGGCGGAGGCCACCAAUGUCAGGGAUCAGCGCUGCCGGCAGGUCAAACGGAAGGAUGGCCAGCUGUGCGAGAUCUGUCGCCAGUUGAAGAACAACGAGGUGUCCGAAACGUGCAGCUACUCGCACGACGACCAACCGCAGCAGUACGCCUAUGGCAGCGGCAGCCAGUACAAGCGUUACCGCGACGAUCCCGCACAGAAGGCGGAUCAGGAGCAGGCCGAGCCGGUGGCGCCCAGCAGCCUGUGCGUGCGCCGCCAGCAGAAGAACAGCGUCUGCUACGAGUGCAAGGACAGCAAGGGCCAGAAGAUCGAACGCUGCUACGAUGUGCAGGCCCGCAAGGCCAAGACCCGAAAGACGAAGGCCUCCUCCACCCGUCAUCCGUCCAGCUCCGUUCACAAACGUAAGCCGCGUUCCCAGCAGUCGCAGCAGUCGGAGCAGGAGCAGCGCAUCUACAAGCGCACCAUUAGCUACAGCUAUGCCCAGGGCACGGAUCAGCAGGGGCCGCGGUCGGAGCAGCCGGCCGGCGGGACAACGGAGCUCCCAGUGCCACGCCAGCGUCGCCGGCGGCUGGUGAAGAUUACGCGUCGGCGCGGACCGGCUAAAGUGCAAUAAAAAUCGUGUUUUCAUUCGCAUGACUCAAUGUAUACCCCACUCGUUAGCUUAGAUUGAUUACCACACACAUUUUUUUUUUUUGUUACAAUAAAUCAUUCUGUAAGAACACAUUGCAUACUUGUGGGCUAAUCAGCUGGAAGAGAUUAAGAUCACGAUUAGCUAGAAAAAGGUUUUUUAUCCCAAAAAUCUUCGAAUAUCAGUAGGUGAAGUUCCGAAAUAUGAGGCACUCUUGUGGAUUUUUAUACACAUCUACUAUUAGCAUAGGCAUUUCGAAAUAUUUGCUUGCUUUUGAGUUUGUUUUAAGCCGGAGCUCAAGAUUCAUUAUAAAAUUUGAUAUGAAGUGUAAUUGUGGCAAUGGCAAAGUAUGGAACAAUUGUAAGACAUAUGAACAACAAGGAUAUAUGCAAAAUAAAACCAUGAUUCAAUGUUAAUAACU
This is a messenger RNA of Drosophila melanogaster (fruit fly), 2442 nucleotides long. RefSeq lists its product as uncharacterized. The coding region runs from base 963 to 2006 and encodes 347 amino acids. NCBI's taxonomy places the organism in Eukaryota, Metazoa, Arthropoda, Insecta, Diptera, Drosophilidae. The transcript has 3 exons. The record is from RefSeq and is marked reviewed.